UUGAGCUAAUUUAACUACAACUCGAAAGUAGGUGAAGUUGUAGUCAGAAAACCAGUAAAGUUCUAGUUUUGUGUUUUUUCUUGCAGACAUUUAUUUUUCGUGAAGUUGUGGGAGAGAAAACGUAAAGUUUCAGUGGACUUUCAGUAUUGUUUACGCAGGAAUUACUGAUCCAAACUUCGAAGGCUCCGUCUCCUCCUCGUUGCAGUUUUUUUGGCUCCAUGGAGGCUGUGGCCAUUGCCGACUUUACCGCCACAUCAGACAAUGAAAUUAGUUUCAAGCGGGGAUCAAUAUUAAAGGUUGUGAGUGAAGAUUGUGACAAGAACUGGUACAGAGCACACCUGAACGGGGGAGAAGGCUUAAUUCCCAAGAACUAUGUUACAGUUAGGCCACGAAGCUGGUUUCACGGGAAAAUGAGCCAAGCCGAAGCUGAAGAAUUGCUGGCCAGGCAGAGAGUGGAUGGAGCCUUCGUCAUCCGAGAGAGCGAGAGCACUCCAGGGGAUUUUUCCCUCUCUGUCAAGUUUGGCAGUGGUGUUCAGCACUUUAAGAUCCUGCGGGACGGUGCAGGAAUGUAUUUCUUAUGGGUGGUAAAGUUCAGCUCAUUAAAUGAGCUGGUGUCAUAUCAUCUCACCUCCUCAGUGUCCCGCAACCAAACGAUCUAUCUCCGUGACAUGGAGGAGAUGCAGCAGAGUAUGUGUUAUGAGGCACUGUUUGACUUUGAGGCCAAGGAGGACGGUGAUUUGAACUUCAAACGUGGAGAUAUCAUUCAGGUCCUGGAUAAGUCUGAUGCCAACUGGUGGAAAGGAAAGUGCAAUGGACAGAGUGGCAUGUUCCCCCACACUUAUGUGAAACAGGUCAACUGUGAGAAGUAGCCAUGCCUGAUGAAACUAAAAGCAAAAAGUAGAUUGUGACACCACUGCACAGCGAGCUGAGCAGAGCAGGCAGGCUGCUAUUCCUCAGCGCUGCACAGAUUAAGCAUGGGGUAAAGAGGGUUAGGUGAGGGUCUUUUGCAUGGAUUAAUCAUACUGUUCACUGAAUUUGGUGGUAGGAUGCUGGAUAAGUGUUUUUAUGUUUUUUUCUUAUUAUGUAAUGUACAGUGUGCUGCAUCAAUUUUAAGAAUGGGGUCCUUGUUUGCAUUUGCUCCUCCUUGUUUGUACGAGUCAUUAUUGCCUCAAACUUCAUUCCCUUGAAAAUUCCAGCAUUAAAAAAGUACACAUAUUCAGCAGGUGAUUAGGUAAAUAUUUAAGGGUCUCACUUAAUGUUACCAUGAAAGAUUUAAUCUGCCGCAGGAUGCCGACAUGGUUUCAUAAAGCCAUGUUGGUUCUGGGAAAAGUCUGAUAAGGAGGAUAGCAGAGGAAGCUAUUAGCAGUUGUGUCAUAGCUACAUAUUGAGUCAAUUAGUUAGGACCCCCCCCCCCCCUUCCUCUGUGAGAGCUGACAGUCUCUUCUGCAGACAAUUAAGAUGAACACACAUUACUAAGACUCAUUUUAUGUCCAGUCUUCUGUGCAAAUAGCGCCUAAUAUUAUCUGUAUUUGCGUGGUGGUGUCACACAGUCACAAACUGCAUGAGAUUUAAGACACUCAUGUAAGAUUGAAUGUGUAUAAAAGUAGAAUAAAAUAUGUUUGAAAGACGCUUUUCAAAACACUGAACAUUAGAUUCUUUGGUGUUAGGACAGCAAUGAAAGCUGAUGCCCUGAUCCCUUUACAAAUGCCAACGGUAAUGCAUUUUUUUUACUUAUUACAUGGUGAGAAGCUGCUGGAACUGCAUUUUAUGACGUGGCGGUGUGGCUUUAGCUUCCAGCAGCUAUAGUGACUGGCUGCACGCAUGCAGUUCGAAACGGAAUUCCCUGUGAAGAAAAGAAAAAAAACCCCAGAGAUUUAUCACAUGAAAAAAGGUGUUGAGGAAGACAAUCCAUGCUAUAAACCUGUCUUAAAAACAUGUUUAACAAUGGCAGACACACAUUUUGUCAUGUUUCAGACUUUAUGGGCCUGUCCGGAAUCGCUAUUUCCCACUUCUUAGUAUGUGGCUGAAGCAUAAAAUUAUUAUACUAGCAGUUGGUUGCACAGUAUGAAUCAACAUUUUCUGAGCUGGGUUCCAAGCUGAGAUGAGAGAGAGGGAAAACAUCUUUGGUUACGUCUUUUAAAAAGUACUUUCCUGUCUGACUAAUUUGUCUAAGUUCAAUGAUUUGAAUUGGAUGCACCUCAUUAAUGUGUCACUCGUCAAAAGAGAGAGAGUGCUGAGGACCACUGCAAAAAGUUGUGAUGCACACAUACACGCACACACACACUCAAGCUGCUGUAGACUGUGGAUCCUGUCUGAGCUGUUAGUGCCACCACAUGGCCACACAGUAAAUGGAGAUGUAGGAUACAGAUUUGACAUGGGUGGUCAAGUGCUGACAAGCGCUUCUGGCAGCAAAGCCACUAAGUCAGAGUAACUACUGUAUGGUCCUUGAUCUACACUUCUCUCAGAAGAGUGGAAGUGGAAUAUCAUUGAAAGAGCAUAAAAUCGACAUUCAUCCAGCAGCACCAUGAUGAACGUAGUUUUCUCUCAGUGGCACUAGGUGUUUCAUAAAGGCUAUGCUGCCAUCCUGGCUCAGUCUUGAUCAUGUCAGCUCUCUGAGGGGGAAACCUUAACCAGAGACAUUAGACACUUGGAGUGUCCUCAGGCCAUUAUCUUUGGGUCUUUGAGUUCAUCGCCACCAAUGAGAGUACAAGACUAAACACACAUUCAGUGGAACCACAUUUAAAGAAGGUAUGCAUUAGCCCCCUGCAUAGAUGCCACUUGAGACUUCCUGUCCUCACCACACCAACAACUAGGACAGCAGGUUGGGGUAUGUUUGAAAUCAACCAGUUCGUAUAAAGUCUUGUCCUACAACAUAUAAAGGGCAAAAGUGUUCAUACGUGUUCAGAUUGGCCACACACUAAGGCAGGGCGAAAAGCCUGCGGUUAUGCAGAAGGGCGAGAAGGCAUGAUAGUCAUUCCAAUGAGCUAAGUGGCACACACAGUUUCUCCCCAAAACCAUUCAUGCACUCCGAUGAAAGGUACAUAUAAAAUGUGACAGUAGUAGCAGUGUGAAGAAUGAGAAACAGGGAGCUUGAAAGAGAAGUUCAAAUCCUGCACACUUUUUCACCUCAGCUCACCCGGCCAGUCGAUGCGUGAAGUGGGCAUUAUUGACUUUUUUAGGAAGUUACAAAAAUAGCUGAACAUCGCUCCUAAUCCUCCUCCUUUCAGACCCUCUGACAAACUGACAAGCGGUUCCUGUUAAGCAUACAGAUGUCUUAAAUCCUCUUGUGGUACUUGUGAUUAGGCUACAGCAUAUACUAUAUACAUAUACUACCAUAUAUGAUUAUUAUUUGUCAUAUUUAUAUUGUUAUUGUAGCUGUUAUUGUUAUUGUUGCUGGUGGUUUUGUUCAAGGUUUCUCCUUGUUUUGCAUGAUCUCUGUAAAUGAAAGAAUAUGGUCUAGACUGGCUCCACAUGAAAAGUGUCAGGAGACAUUUUUUGUUGUGUUUUGACUCUAUAUAAAUAAAAUUGAAUUGAAAAUUGAA
This is a messenger RNA of Chelmon rostratus (copperband butterflyfish), 3542 nucleotides long. It is a transcript of the gene grb2a, whose product is annotated as growth factor receptor-bound protein 2a. The record is from RefSeq and is a predicted model, not a curated record. The coding region runs from base 219 to 869 and encodes 216 amino acids. Gene Ontology annotation, molecular function: protein binding. Lineage: Eukaryota; Metazoa; Chordata; Actinopteri; Chaetodontiformes; Chaetodontidae. The transcript has 5 exons.